This is a messenger RNA of Momordica charantia (bitter melon), 2452 nucleotides long. Lineage: Eukaryota; Viridiplantae; Streptophyta; Magnoliopsida; Cucurbitales; Cucurbitaceae. The record is from RefSeq and is a predicted model, not a curated record.
AGAUAUUACUCAAUUGACUGCAGAUGUUGAAACUGACAAACAAGAGGCCAGUUCUACCCACAGUAAGGCACGGGAUGAUGAAAAGCUUGUACCUAGUAAUAAAGAAGAGGUCGGCGAUGGUACAAGUAAAGUGAAGGAUGGAGAAGAAGUGAAAGACAGUGAAAGGAGAAAGGAUACUACAGACAAAGUUGUAUCUCAGUCUCAAGAAAGCAGUGGACAGGAGAAUGCAUCUACUUCCCACAUUGUUCUAGACAAGAAAGUUAAGUUUGAAGAAGAAAGUUGCAAAACAACCAACUUUGCAGAAAGUGUUCCAGAGACAGAGGCUUCUGCUUCUACCAGUCGGCCUAUUGACUCAAAUGUGCCUACUGACAGUGACAAGGAAAUUGCAGUCAUUUCACCAGUGAAUAGAAUCAAUAGAUUAUAUUUAGCAGCAUGCAAGGGUGAUUGGAAAACAACUGAGUCCAUUCUCGAGUCAGAUCCAUCCUUUCUUACGGAGAAGUUAACAAUCUUCGAUGAAACUCUCUUUCAUAUAGCUGUUAACACGAGGAAUGUUUCGUUCAUAAAGAAGUUGGUUGGACUAAUGUCCCCGCCUCAUUUUGGUGUAAAAAAUAAAUUUGGAGAUACCGGCUUUAUUAUUGUUGUUAGGUAUGGGCUCGUUGAAAUUGCUGAAAUUAUACUCCAGAUUGAUAUUACUUUUCUCAUGACUCGUGAUUCUGAAGAUCAAAUCCCACUUGUAAUCGCAAUGAACCAAAAUAAUAGAGAAAUGGUUUCACUACUCCACUCCAAAAUAAAAAUUGAAGAACUCGAUGCUUGUACACAGAUGGAUAUAUUCAUUGGCAGCAUCGCCUCUGAUUUUUACGACAUUGCAUCUGAGCAUUUCAAAUUUAAACCAAGUCUAGCAUGGACGAGGAGCAAAAAUGGUGACACGGCUGUACAUGUGCUGGCGAGGAAAUCACCGGCAACAAUUAGCAGUAAAAGAAAACUUAACUCCUUUAAAUCAAUUAUGCACACUGGGUUCAAAAAGUUUUAUAGAAAAGAUACGAUGUCGACGGUGGCGCAUCAGUUAGUUGUAGGAAUAGCAGAGGCUUUGCGAAAUUUCACAACUAAUGAGUUCUUAGAAUUGAUCAAUAUUCCAACAAGGAUUCUACAUGAUGCUGCAAGGGCAGGAAAUAUAAAUUUCAUCAUCAUAUUUUUGAAUGAAUUCCCUACUUUGCUAUCAGAGCUAGAUGAUAGGGGUAAUAGUAUUUUUCAUGUUGCAGUCAAGAAUAGGCAAGAAGAAACUUUUUCUUAUCUUUUUGAAUGGGGAGGAUCGAAAGAUAUCCUUGUUAAAUUAUACAACAAGGACAACGAUAGCCUACUCCAUUUAGCGGCAAAACUGCCAGCACCACAACAUCUAAACAGGGUGUCAGGUGCGGUUCUACAAAUGCAGCGUGAGCUGAUUUGGUUUAAGGCGGUGGAGAAAGCUAUGGUAGCUUCCCCUUAUGAGGCAAGACAUUCUACACUGUCUCUUUCUAGAAUUAAAGUAGAAGAACCGCCUUCCCACAGUGGGAACGGACAACCUCCUCCACCGAAGUGUUUGACUCCUCGUGAGUUAUUCUCGAAAGAGCAUGGGGAGGUUUUGAAGAAUGCAAAGGAAAGAAUGAAAAGUAUGGCACAAACCUGCAUGCCAGCAGCACUGUUGGUUGCAGCAGGCGUUUUUGCGGCCAUUUUCAUGCUACCAGGAGCCUUCUGUGCGACUGUAAUUCUGGUGUAUCACAAAGAAAAGACUCACCUAUUAUUGAUUUUUUUGGGGGUGCUCACGAUCCCGAUCGUCAGCGUUUUUUGCUUUAUUUGGAAAGAUGUAGCAGGUAUAUUGCACAAUCUGUGGUGGGAUAGGUCAUUUUUGAUGCCCUGUAGGAAAAGAAUGUGCAGAAGCUACACAUGCUGAAAAGAUUGGAGCACAACUGACAAAAAGUGGGUUGAAUGCGUGGGCAAUGUACAUGGUUGAUGGAGGUGUGCAGGGGUACGUCUUAGUAUCUCCAAGAUCAAACUCCAACAAUGAAGUUUCAAUCAGCCCCUACUGAGUUGAUUUUGACUUCAAUGAAGGAGCAAAUCAACAAAUUUUCGCAACAGGAAUGCACUCUGAUUUCUUGAGGGGCAACCCAUCACCAGAAGCUUGACCAACUGUUUCAGAGUUGGAAUCCACUCAGUUCACAAAGCACCAGUCCUGGAUGAGCCAGUGCAGAGUAUGGUCGGGAAUGCACUCUGAUUUUCUUCUGUUAUAUGAGUGUUUGAUAUCUCUCUUUGAUGUACAUUUGGCUCCAUGUUCAGUUUUUUUUCCAUCCUAGUAUUGAACCAUUAACAGCUUUCUCCUCUUCUUUUUUGGCCCUCGUAAAUGAGGCUCUGAGUACAUGAGUUAAUAAAUGUUUUGCAAGUUUUCUUUCUACGUGAUUUGUUGGAUAUGGUUGUGAUA